Trichomycterus rosablanca is the source of this 2902-nucleotide messenger RNA. RefSeq lists its product as uncharacterized. The coding region runs from base 153 to 2522 and encodes 789 amino acids. NCBI's taxonomy places the organism in Eukaryota, Metazoa, Chordata, Actinopteri, Siluriformes, Trichomycteridae. The record is from RefSeq and is a predicted model, not a curated record. The transcript has 13 exons.
AUAGACCGUGUUAGCUAGAAUGCUAGCCUAGCAUAGUGUUAGCGAACGUGAUCUGGUGUUAAUAGAAUAGAAGUAUAUAUUUGUUCUAGAUUAUUACUCCAGUACAUCUGACAUCUAGAUUACAUUGCUUAUAUAUUGGUGGCGGAUUGAUCAUGGCUGACCUUCAGACUGUUCACGACAACAAGGAUGGCGCUUUCGUACACUGCACGGCUUGUAACAAAAGAAUGAAGGGGGGGAUUCACUAUGAAAUCCAUCGGACCACCUUACAGCAUCUGAAGAAAGAGGAAGCCCUUGCUGCUAUGGGCCUCAUCCCUAGUCCACCACUACUGCCAGAAUGGACCGAUAUCACACAGUACUUGAAGUACCUGAAUCUGGAUGAACCAAUUAUUGGACUUAGUGCCUUGGAACAAGUUAAGGAUUUGGUCACAGACAAUAGCAGAGUCCUGUUGAAGUACAGGUGUACACUAUGUGAAGUAGAGACAGACUUGUAUUGCACAGUCAUUCAUGUGGUGGGUCGCAAGCAUCGUCAGAAGUACCUGGAACAAAAGAGGCCAGACUUGCUGACUUGGACAAAGAAUUCACCAAAACAACCUGAACUUUUAAAAGCUACGGCUGCAGUGGUGGAAGAGCAAGAAGGAUGGGGCGAGCCAGGGCCACUGCCCAGACCAGAAAAGGCAAAACAUAAAAGAAAUCAAGGCAAUAAAAAAGAACAAGGCAGCCGACCUUCUGCACGUCGAAGAGUCUCUACUGAGCGAGAGCGAUCCCGUCGGGGUGAAGACUUUUACAGACGGUCAUACUUAACAGACGAUACACAUGGGAGGUCGUUGUCUUAUUGUGAUGAUAACUUGUAUGAUGAGUCUUAUAGAGAUUCCAAAGUUCGACGGCGGUCCAAUUUGAAAGAUGACAAAUAUGACACAUUUUAUACUCGAGAUGGCAGACACAAGAGGUCUUAUGACGAUAACUAUCGCAGGGAAGCUCCUUACGGAGAAGAGGAUACUAACAUGGGGUCUUAUUCAGGACCUGCAUCUCGUGAAAGACGUUACAUUGAUGAAGCCGUUCCACAGUCUUAUUCUGAUGAGCGUCAGGACAAAUAUUGCCCAGAAAUAAAGCCCAGCGGAAGGAAACAUGAUUUCUACCGUGACAGCAUUUCUAAAAACAGAUAUGGAGAGUUUGGUUCAGCUCUACACACAGACGUGUAUGGAUCUUAUCAGGAAAGAGGAUCUAGCAUGGAUGAAAUGCAGAUUCAUGGCAAAAACUUUCAGUAUAGCAAAGAUGAAAGAGAACAUUUCCCAGCCAUGGAAAGAUCAGCAAGGGCGGGGUCUUUUGAAAUGCGAGGCUAUAGACAAGGACAGCGUUACUUCCCAGAUGAGGAUAUUCCUGCCAAAAAGCCCAGGACAAGCAGGUUUUCUGAUGAUUCACCACUAGAGAUGGACUUUGCACAUAAGAGGUCCACUGAAGCAAUAAUUCCUGACAACACAGUGACUGGAAAGAAUGUGGACUGGGGUGUAACACAGUUUACUCCAAAGAUGGAAAAUGUUUUAGACGUACUGAAUAACAUUGAAAUUGAAAAUGUGCAAGAGGCCAACUUCUUAAAGGAGAGGUUAUGUACUCUUAUCAAAGAAUUCCAAUCAAAUAAAGCUCUACAAGCUCAGAAGAGCCAGGUUUUACAGAGUUCUAGCACUUUUACAGACUACAGUAACAUGGGCAGUAACUACAUUGAUCAGCUCAAAGAUAUGCUGGAGCAAAGACGUUCAAGUCAUCAAGAAUUUCAAGAGUCUGCAAGAUACGGUCAUGAUUCAAGACGUUUUGAGGACAAUUUCAACGGUCUGCAGGAGCAGAAGCAGUUCGAGAUAAACCCCAGAGAUUUUCCAGAGGCAAAACAUUUUAAGGAGGAGCGCAGACAGUUUCCAGACAUGAUGUCUUAUGAAAACGGCACACUUCAGGAAUCGGGGAGGUACAAAAGUGACUAUAGUGAUUUUCAAUUUAAAUUUAAAGAUAAUCCAACCAGCUUUCAGCAGACAAGAGGAUUUGGAGACAGCACCAAAGACUAUUUACAUACAAGGCAUUAUAUAGAGGACAGACAAGCAUUUACUGACAGGUCUCAGGAUUUUGAAUAUGGAAGUAAAGAAGACCCCAGGAGGAAGAACAGAGGUUCAGAAAAAUCUAGACAUGGAGAUUAUGAUCAAAUGUUUACAGAUUCAUGGUCUCACUCAAAGGCAUCACAAAGGGAUCUCGGGUCCUCCUCUCAAACUAACUUUAAAAAGGAGCAUGGGAAAUGUCACUGGGAUGUCAGCAGAACUGGCACAGCUGAGCAACCUGAAGAUUACACGGCUUGUCAUCCAGCUGAUGAAAAAAGUUACCAAGAACGCUGGAGACAACAUUAUCAGCAUGACUAUGGAUCUGCCGGAGACGUCUCUGACACGUUUGAGUCCUCAUCAUCACACAAGGAAGCGGGGCACUCCUCCUCUCUCAAUAAUCUCGCUUCCACUCUUCUGCAGCUUGUGGCACGCAAAACGAAUUAAAAGUUCACUUUGAUUUAGUUUAGAAUCAGUGGCACUGUAACUGUUUAGUGAUUAACAAUUAAAGGAUUAUAUUGGCUGUGUUUUUAGUUUAACAACAACUGCCCACGUUUAGAUGUCAUGUUUGUUUGUUUGUUUGUUUAUCUUUUUUAACAGAAUGAAAUUCACUUGCUAUUAAAAACCCCAUAUCUUUAAAAGUUCUUUUAGCUUCAGGGAUCACUUGAUUCAAAUUGAGUUCUGAGUCUAAAGCUUUUUGAAAGAAGCAUGUGAUUUUUUUCAAGUUAUUUAAAUAAAUGACUUGUGUUGAACUAAAAAAAAUUAAGAAUUGCAGAUGUUUUCAAUGAUUUUUGUAUGCAACAUUUCUUGAUAGUGUGGACUUUUUU